Rhincodon typus (whale shark) is the source of this 1269-nucleotide messenger RNA. RefSeq lists its product as uncharacterized. Gene Ontology annotation, cellular component: nucleus. Gene Ontology annotation, biological process: sex differentiation; regulation of transcription by RNA polymerase II. The record is from RefSeq and is a predicted model, not a curated record. The transcript has 3 exons. Lineage: Eukaryota; Metazoa; Chordata; Chondrichthyes; Orectolobiformes; Rhincodontidae. The coding region runs from base 46 to 1269 and encodes 407 amino acids. Gene Ontology annotation, molecular function: RNA polymerase II cis-regulatory region sequence-specific DNA binding; DNA-binding transcription factor activity, RNA polymerase II-specific.
UGUGUUCAGGAAGAUGAUGAAGGGGAGGAGGAAGAGGAGAGGGUAAUGAAUGCCGACAAGAAAGCAAAGAAGCCAGCCCCAGAGCAACGGAGACUGGCUAGGAGCCCCAAGUGCGCUCGCUGCAGGAACCACGGCGUCGUCUCCUGUCUGAAGGGACACAAGAGGUUCUGUCGGUGGAGAGACUGUCAGUGCACGAACUGUCUUCUGGUGGUGGAGAGGCAGAGGGUGAUGGCAGCCCAGGUAGCUCUGAGGAGGCAGCAGGCCACAGAGGUAAAGAAAGGUGUGAAUUGCAAGGAAUCAACAGCCCCUGUCCGCAGAACAUCUUAUCAGCGUUACCCCCGGAUGCCCAGCCUCCUGGCAAAAAGCAUAUUGGAAGGUUAUCGGCCUCGCCAGGAUGACAAUUUCUCCUGUCCAAACCGUUUUGUUCUACCACCACUAAGUGACAGAAUGAGGAAAAGGAGAGCAUUUGCAGACAAGGAGCUGGAAAGUGUGAUGCUUGAGAGAGAGUACAGAGAGAGAGAGUUACAAGAAUUUACUGCAGUUCAAGCGUUCACAAGACCCUGUGUGGAAACUGUCCCUGAGUACAACUUACUUAGGUUCAGCUACAACCAGUUUCUUGACCCAUCACAACUUAACCCUUCAACAUCCAGGGAAUUACUGAAUUUUUACAUUCCUCUUGUGCACACAAACCCUGCCCUCUGGGACUUUGGAACUCAGUGUUACCAAGGAAACAUUGAACAAAGCAGGGGUUCCCAUUCAGCAAACAUGGCAGGCUGCAUUUCUGAACAAGCAUCAGGCUAUACUUCAGUAUGGGGGCAAAAGUCUACAGCAGUCAACAAUUCAUUCUAUUCAAACAGUACGCACAAUCAUAGCAACUUACCUGAACAGCUGGAUCCUAUGCAGAAAAUUUUAUCAAAUGGAAAGCUAACCGCAAAGGAAUUGUGUUCUGGUCACAGAGAUUAUUGCACUCAGGCAAAAAUUACAAAUAAUAUUGAUUCAACCUAUGAAAGUCCAGCUGUCCUUCUCUCCCAGAAAAAGACUGCAGAACACAUAGGUCUGUCUGAAAAGCAUAUUUUACUGAAAAAUUACUUAACCCCAGAUUCACAAGUAGUUCCUGAGCUGAGGAGUAAAUCUGCUCCACAUAGCUUCAUUGCAAGAGAAACUUUAAGACAAUUUGCAAAGAAAACACAGGACCAUUGUUCUAGUAGUCAAGUAAGAAUAACUAAACAGCUGCUACCAUUUUCCGUGGAAUCCCUUUUGAAAACAUAA